Messenger RNA from Daucus carota subsp. sativus, 1227 nucleotides. RefSeq names its product auxin-induced protein 6B. Lineage: Eukaryota; Viridiplantae; Streptophyta; Magnoliopsida; Apiales; Apiaceae. The transcript has a single exon. The coding region runs from base 88 to 522 and encodes 144 amino acids. Gene Ontology annotation, biological process: response to auxin. The record is from RefSeq and is a predicted model, not a curated record.
CUCCACAAUUAAUCCCUCCCACUCUCAUCCCAAACAAAACAAAAACACAGCACACCAAUCUCCCAGUUCCACUUGAUCAAAACAAAAAUGUCAACAUGCAGCAAAAUCAGACACAUUGUGCAGCUCCGUCAAAUGUUACGAAGAUGGCGCAAGAAGGCCGCCAUGUCCGCUAGUCGCAUACCGUCCGAUGUGCCAGCUGGACACGUGGCAGUCUGCGUGGGCAUCAAUUGUCGAAGAUUUGUCGUACGCACAACGUACCUCAACCACCCUGUUUUCAAGAAGCUUCUAGUCCAGGCAGAGGAAGAAUUCGGGUUUAACAACUCAGGCCCAUUGGCUAUUCCCUGUGAUGAGUUUGUUUUCGAGGAUAUUAUCAGGAGAUUAGCCCGCUCAGACUCCAAGAAAUCAGCUCCCAGGUUUUCAAAGCCCGAGGAGAAUUGUCAUGUGGGCCAUAGAGGCCUUGAUUUCUGGCCCGAGUCCAGGCCUCUGCUUAAUGGGAUCAAUGACAAAUCAGUAUGGUACUGAGUUUUGGGUUGGGACCGAGUUGGGAGGAAGAGUUUUAUUAAUCUACUUGCCAAUUGGGAAAGCUGAGUUGGUGGGAGUUUUGUUAAUACUACUCCCUCCGUCCCUAUUUAUCUGUCCACUUUGGAAGUAAAAAUUUGUCCCUAUUUAUCUGUCCAUUUAUACUUUCAAAACUAACUUAAUGAUAGUUUUUCAAAUAUAUCUUCAUAAUUUCAAUUUUCAAAGCUUGACUUAUUUAAAACUUGGUUGAAUUCAUGUUUUCAAGACAUAAAGUAGGGGUAUUCCACCAUCUUCAAGAUAUUAAUUAGAGGUAUUUAAUGAAAAAGUUUAUACAAUCAAUUAUUCCUUGGUAUGCGUUUUUUUUUCCAAGAUGGACAGAUAAAAAGGGACGGAGGGAGUACUAAAUAUAUUCUUUGUUGGGUUGGUACUGAGUUAUAAGUUACCGAGUCAGCUUUAGGAGAAGAGUGAUGGAGAUGGCAGGUAGGUGGGGGCUGAGUUGCCACCGAGUCGUCCCGGGUCAGAGUCCGAGUAAAGAAAGGAACAGUAAAUUCUAUUAAUUCAGCUGGAGCAGAAAGGGAUCCACAUUUUCAAAUAGCUUAUAAUUAGGAUGUAAAUUAUUAUGUCAUUCGUUAAUGAUUGAGUAGUGGAAAAUAAAGUAAUGUAUUUUAUUCAUUAAAUGAAAAAGUUAUUCAACUUACCUUUAUUUCA